AUGUUGCUGUUGAUAUUUGAACAUGGCUGGGGUUCAUUAUCGGUAUGCACCGAGUGUUUGUUUAAAGUUUUGGUGAUUGGAGAGAGGUGUGUUGGAAAAACGAGCUUUAUAACGCGGUACGUUAACAUGCGGUUCAAGGAGAUGUACAAGGCAUCGAUUGGAGUUGACUUUGCGUUGAAAACGAUCGAAUGGGACAAUAAAACAGUGGUGAGACUUCAGCUUUGGGACAUUGCAGGUCAGGAGAGGAUUAGGAACAUGUCCGGAGUAUACGACAAGGAGGCCAUGGGGGCGUUUGUGGUCUUUGACACGACCAAGAUGGAGACAUUAGAGGCUGCCUCACAGUGGAAGCAUGACCUAGAUAGCAAAGUGAGACUGGUCAGUGGAAGCCCUGUCCCUGCUGUCCUGUUUGCCAACAAGUGUGACCAGACAGGGAACAAGGAGCUGUCUGCCCUCAUGGACAACUACUGUAAAGAGAAAGGCUUCCUGGGUUGGUUUGAGACGUCAGCAAAGGACAAUCUCAAUGUUGACGAGGCAGGGGCCUUCCUAAUGGAGAACAUGCUGCGGAUUGACAGAGGGCUGUCCAGCAGAGACAACGAAAAUGACAGGAUCAACAUGAGCCAGUCCAAGGCAACAUUUAAAUGCUGCUAG
This is a messenger RNA of Oncorhynchus masou masou (cherry salmon), 648 nucleotides long. RefSeq names its product RAB32b, member RAS oncogene family (gene rab32b). Gene Ontology annotation, cellular component: trans-Golgi network; lysosome; late endosome. The record is from RefSeq and is a predicted model, not a curated record. Gene Ontology annotation, molecular function: GTPase activity; GTP binding. Gene Ontology annotation, biological process: endosome to lysosome transport; phagosome-lysosome fusion. Lineage: Eukaryota; Metazoa; Chordata; Actinopteri; Salmoniformes; Salmonidae.